Messenger RNA from Tripterygium wilfordii, 3737 nucleotides. Its product is annotated as filament-like plant protein 7. The coding region runs from base 442 to 3555 and encodes 1037 amino acids. The record is from RefSeq and is a predicted model, not a curated record. The transcript is spliced from 5 exons. Lineage: Eukaryota; Viridiplantae; Streptophyta; Magnoliopsida; Celastrales; Celastraceae.
AAGCCAAACCCAACUACCCCGCCAACUGAUCAAAACCCCCCCAAUUCGCGCGUACGUGUCCCUUCACUCUCAGAUACUAGCUGACACUUUUCCAUCGUCCACUCAAAUACAGCGCUCGCACGCGCCAACUCAGUACGCAUUUAAUACGCACGCAAACGAAGCAAUACUCGAACCGACUCUCCCUUUAGAGCGCCGUUUUUAUCAUCCCAUUACCAUGCUCUUCCGAUCGAGUCGUUGGUCAGCAAGUGCUUGUCAGUGGCGUAGCACAUUGUUCGUGUUUCCGUAUUUAUUUUGAGUCUCGAUUUCGGUCGCUGAAGUGAAGUUCUUGUGAGUAUAAGGGCACUGUUACUGGCUCUGAUGAUUUAUGCACCGUGACAGAUUCGCGACCGGUGCUAUUAUAUCAAAGUUCUGCAUGCUUUUCAAACUGGACUUGGUUAAUUAAUGGAUCAUAAGACAUGGCUUUGGCGGAAGAAAUCUUCAGAGAAGAUCAUUGUUGCAACCGAGAAAUCAAAUAUCUUCACGAGAGGAAAUGAAGAUGAGAUUGGUCUGCCUGAGAAAGCAGAACUGGAGAGUGACCUGAAAAUUUUAAAACAUAAGCUUUCUUUCAUCCUCUCAGAUGCUAAAAAUGAUAUUGCAAAGAAACAUGAGAAGAUGUCACAAGAUGCCAUUACAGGCUGGGAGACCACGGAAGAAGAAGUAAUAUCUCUUAAACAAAGAUUGGAUGAAGCUUUGCAGCAGAGAGUUGCUGAGGAAGAAAGGUUAACUCAUUUGGAUGCGGCCCUCAAGGAAUGUAUGCAGCAACUCCGUUUUGUUCGGGAAGAGCAGGAACAUAGGAUUCAUGAUGCAGUGAUGAAGACAGCAAGGGAAUUUGAAAAAUCCCAGAAGAUUUUAGAAGAUAAGUUGUCAGAGGCCAAUAAAAGGCUUUCCAAGCAAGGUAUUGAGAAUACUCAACUUAGCAGGGUUCUGCUUGCAAAGGAAAAGCUAAUUGAAGAUUUGAAUAAGCAAAGAACUCAAGUAGAGAUAGAUUUUGAUUCACUGACUGCUAGAUUAGAAUUGACAGAGAAAGAAAAUUCUUCCUUGAAAUAUGAGGUUCGGGUGCUUGAGAAGGAGCUUGAAAUCAGGAGUGAGGAGAGAGAAUUUAGUCGUCGAACAGCAAAUGCAUCACAGAAGCAACACUUAGAGAGUGCCAAGAAAAUUGCAAAAUUAGAAUCAGAAUGUCAAAGGCUGCGUAUCCUGGUCAGGAAGCGGUUGCCAGGUCCGGCUGCCUUGGCAAGAAUGAAAAAUGAAGUUGAAACUAUGGGAAGGGACUCGGAAGAAAUGAUGAGGAGAAAAAUGAGCUCUAGUUCCUCUAGCUCAAUGGUAAUUACUCCUGAUACUCCCAGCACAAAGAUUAACUUCCUGUCAAAACAACUGCGUUCAGCAGAAGAAGAAAACAAGACUCUCAAAGAGUCUCUCAAUAGAAAAACAAAUGAACUCCAAUGUUCAUAUGCUCAUACAGCUUCUAAAUUAUCACAAGUUGAGUUGCAGGUUGAAGAAUUAUCGGAAGGUCCCACACCCAUAGAGUCGACAAGGAAUAAUAUUACAUCACAUGAGCUCUCUCUGCCAUUUAUGUCUGACAUUGGAAGCGAUGAUAAGAUUAGCUGUGCUGAAUCCUGGGGCUCUGCUUUGAUUUCAGAAUUAGAGCACUUUAAGAAUGGAAAACAGAAGGGGUCGCCAUCAAUCUACACUGUUGGAGUUUCAGACAUAAAUCUGAUGGAUGACUUUGUUGAAAUGGAAAAGUUGGCAAUAAUUUCUGUUGACAAAUCAUCUGGAAGUCCUCACAUCUCCCAUGAUGAUUCUAAUGCACUUAUAUCAUCCUUUGAAACUGAAUCGAGUGGGCGUUCCUCGGAGGCAAAGGGUAGGCAAAUAGUUCCAGUGUCUGAAUGUCAGUCUGGAAACCAGGAGACCAAGCCCAAUAAUUUAAUUGGUAAAAUCCCUGGUUGGCUUCAGGAUAUUGUGAAAUUGAUUCUGGAUCAAAACUCUGUCAGUAGAAGAACACCUGAUGAAAUACUUGAGGAUAUCAGAGCAGCUUUGGAAGAUAUAAAUGAUCACGGCCUUGGUGAUGUUGUUGAUAGGGAGAACAUAGAACGUCCUGAUGCCUCAAAACCUACUCAUCUUGUUAGCUGCAUUUCACGGGAACAAAUUGAUAAUUCCGUUGCGGCAGACAAUUCUAGUGAAGUAACCAAUGUUGGCUUCUCAGUGGCAGAGAAGAGCAACCAACUAUCUCGAUCAGAUUUUGAAAAAUCAAUUAGCAAGAUAAUUGAGAUCAUUGAAGGAGUCACUCCACCAUAUCAAGAAUAUGGCACCCCAGAGACCUUAUCUCACAAGGAUGGAAGUUUUUCCUCACAUAAGAACUUGAAGUCACCUUCAGGCUAUGUGGUUCGUGUUUUCCAAUGGAAAUCUUCCGAACUUUUUGCUGUACUGCACCAAUUUAUUCAUACUUGCCACGAGUUGUUGAAUGGAAAGUCUGAUGUCAAGAAAUUCGCAGGGGGUUUAUCUUCCUCUUUGGAGUGGAUUAUGAACCACUGCUUUUCCCUUCAAGAUGUUUCAAGCAUGAGGCAUGAGAUUAAGGAACAUUUUGAUUGGGAUGAGCCAGGAAGUGAAAGUGAAGAAGUUGGUCAAUUUUCAGAAGCAAAUAAGUUACACCUUCCCAUAGAGCAAUUGUCUUGUCUGCCAAUGGUUGCAGCCUCAGAUGGGAAUAAUAAUUUUUGGGAAAAGGAAGAGCGCCCGUGUGCUAUGAAAGAUGAAAAUAGAGCAGCGAUAGAUGGGUUGGUCAAUAUAGAACCUGAAAAGAAAGACUUGGAACCCCAAUCAACCACUGACGGGGAUGAGCUCCAGAAGAAUAAACUUCAGGAGACAGGGAAAAGCGCUGUCAGCUUGCAAACAGAGUUAGGUACUUCAAAGCAAUUUAAGGAAACAGUUGAGGAUCAAAAGUUGAUUGGUGGAGAUCUUGACAGGCAACUUAUGGUGACCAAAGAUGAAUUGAACGAGGCUUGCAAAAAGUUUUCAUCUCUGGAAAUGGAACUAGAGAACAAAAAUGAUUGCAAUGCACUCAACAAGGAAGAAAAACAACUCCGGCCAGAUUCGGUGAUCACUGCAGCUUCCGAGAAGUUGGCUGAGUGCCAAGAGGCUAUUCUAAACCUAGGGAAGCAACUAAAGGCUUUGGCUUCGCCUAUGGAAGUAGCCAUUUUUGAGAAGAUUGUGACUACCCCGACUGACACAGACACCAACACCACCAUCACUGCAACCGAUGCCUCAGCCUUAGUCCUCCCCUCUAUGAACAAGAUUACAAACCAAAGAUCCACUCUCUUGGAUCGGAUGCUAGCUGAAGAUAAUGCUAAAGCUAUGACCCUUACAUCCCCUAAAGCCAGCAAAGACAAUGAUGCUGCAAUUAAUCCUUUGGCCAUUGUACCCGGCAAGAAAGGGGCCGGAGGGAGUUUGUGGAAAAAGUUCUUAUGGAGUAAGAGGAAAGUAGACAGCAGAAAACACGUCUCCCAUUGGCCGCUUAGCAGAUAAUCGCGGAAUGAAGUAGCUACAAUGCCAAUUCUGUUCUUCAGUUUGUUGCACGUUGAAGUGCUAAAUAAUAAGGCUUGUAUUUAUCCAUUUGAGAGCGAGCUUGUGUGUGUAGUAUUGUGUAUAUAACUGUAAAGUGAACAACUGAUAAGUUUGGUAGGUGAAAUGAUCACCGUUUCGCUGUC